Austrofundulus limnaeus is the source of this 1789-nucleotide messenger RNA. RefSeq names its product anoctamin 10a (gene ano10a). Gene Ontology annotation, cellular component: plasma membrane. The record is from RefSeq and is a predicted model, not a curated record. Gene Ontology annotation, biological process: chloride transmembrane transport. NCBI's taxonomy places the organism in Eukaryota, Metazoa, Chordata, Actinopteri, Cyprinodontiformes, Rivulidae. Gene Ontology annotation, molecular function: chloride channel activity.
UCCGCAGGUUGCAGUCCAAAGGGAUCCUGAUCCAAAUAUUUCCUCUACACGAUAAGGAAGAGCUAAAAAGACUUUCUUUCUCUUGGUAUAAAAAAUUCAAGCUGUCUCUUCAGCCUCUUGAUGAUAUCCGACACUACUUUGGUGAGGGCCAGGCUCUUUACUUUGGCUUUCUGGAGUACUUCACCUUUGCCCUGAUACCAAUGGCCCUGAUUGGAGUGCCUUAUUAUCUGUUUGACUGGGAGGAUUAUGACAAAUAUGUGGUCUUUGCUGUUUUCAACGUGAUCUGGUGCACAGUUAUCCUGGAGAAAAUCACCGUCUGGAGUCUUCWUAUCAGAAUCACCUGAUUCUCAAAGUAUUAGUGUUCAACUUCUUCAACUGUUUUGCCUCGCUGUUCUACAUCGCCUUUGUCAUGCGGGACAUGGCGCUGCUCAGGCAUAGCCUGGCCACCUUGCUGAUCACCAGUCAGAUCUUGAAUCAGAUCAUGGAGGCCUUCUUGCCCUACUGGCUCCAGAGGAGACGCAACAAGAAGAUGGUCCGCAAAGUCCAGAAGAGACGAACSCUUGAAGGUAAAGCUCUUCCUCUGGAGGAGCAGGUUCGACUGGAGGCUGAUAUGAGCACAUACCUGGGAACAUUCGAUGACUACCUGGAGCUGUUCCUGCUCUUCGGUUACGUCAGUCUGUUCUCCUGCGUCUAUCCCCUGGCUGCUGUCCUGGUGGUGUUGAACAAUGUCACCGAGGUUUAUUCCGAUGCCUUCAAGAUGUGCCACGUUUUCAAGAGACCCUUCGCCGACCCCGCUGCAAAUAUAGGAGUGUGGCAGCUCGCUUUUGAGGCAAUGAGUGUGAUGGCCGUGGUGACCAACUGCUCACUGAUCGGCAUGUCUCCACAAGUCCAGGGCUACUUCCCCGARUCAGAGACGCAGCUCAUACUGUGGACUGUGGCUGUCGAGCACGGACUGCUGGCGUUUAAGUUCAUCUUGAGUUUCCUCAUCCCAGACAUCCCCAAACAGAUCCAGAUCCAACUGGCCCGCCUCGACUAUGAAUCACUGGAAGCCCUCAAAAAGAAGAAAAUGCUGGAGAUCCCAGGGCCUGGGUCAGGGCCCGGCUCGGGUCUCAGUAAGGACAURCAGUGAGGAGGACUUGCAGACCUGCUGGGACCGACUCAGAACCGUGUUGUUUUUGGACCUUGCAGGUUUGGUUACUGUUGGAGCAGAGAUCAUACCAAGUGGUUUUAUUUGAUGCUUCCGUGGUGCAGACACAGGGUUGGUGUUUGGGACGCUGCAAAGAUCUGUACUGUAAACAAAAUCAUUGGUUUGUACCAAAAAGUGUUGAUAAAAAUGGUUCUGUUUGGGUUCUAAGCUUGAUUAGGUUUUAUAACUCUGUAUAGUGUUGGGUUUGGGCUCCACCUCACAGCUGCCUUUAACAAACUGCACGCAGAAAUACAUGUUUUUUUUCUCUUCAGUGGCUGCACUCUGAUGCAAACGUCUCUAAAUGUUCCUGAGGGUAAAUGAUCUUGCAGAACCUCUCAGCCCUGUUUUCAAAUCUGUGCAACAAUUUGAGGGAUCGUCUCACGAACCUACAGCUGUAUUUUACUAAGAACUGUAAUGAGCAUUAAUAAUCGGGCCGUACUCUGCAGAACGAUCGGACUUGAACCUGUGCACUCCUGUCCCACACCGGUGCCUUGAUGUGAUGCAAUCUUUGCUUUACGCACACUUUCCUGUAUGUAAAGAACAAAAUGUAUGUAACUGUAACCGCCACUGGCCUGAAUAAAGUUUCAGAUAAAGAGCUUCAAA